AUGGCAAAAGCACGUACGGUUGGUAUUGGCAUGGAUUACUCCUCGACAAGCAAAGCAGCCUUGCGUUGGGCAGCUGAGAAUUUGAUAGACGAAGGAGAUCGAAUUAUUCUUAUCCAAGUUCAGCCUCCCAAAGCUGACCAUACCAGGAAGCAGCUUUUUGAGGACACUGGAUCACCUUUAGUGCCACUGGAGGAAUUCAGGGAGAUAAAUUUUUCGAAGCAAUAUGGGCUGACUUAUGAUCCUGAAGUUCUUGAUAUUCUUGACACAGUUUCAAGAACCAGAGGGGCAAAAGUGGUGGCAAAGGUGUACUGGGGGGAUCCAAGGGAGAAGUUGAUCGAUGCUGUGGAUGAUCUGAAGUUGGAUUCUCUGGUUAUUGGAAGCAGGGGUUUAGGUGCUAUCAAAAGGGUGUUGCUUGGGAGUGUUAGCAACUAUGUGGUGACAAAUGCUUCAUGUCCAGUUACUGUGGUUAAGGGAUCCAAACCUUAA
Molecule: messenger RNA, 486 nt
Organism: Dovyalis caffra
Lineage: Eukaryota; Viridiplantae; Streptophyta; Magnoliopsida; Malpighiales; Salicaceae
Source: the annotation of a GenBank genome assembly